Messenger RNA from Monopterus albus (swamp eel), 2835 nucleotides. It is a transcript of the gene plpp2b, whose product is annotated as phospholipid phosphatase 2b. The transcript is spliced from 6 exons. The record is from RefSeq and is a predicted model, not a curated record. Gene Ontology annotation, cellular component: plasma membrane. The coding region runs from base 660 to 1544 and encodes 294 amino acids. Gene Ontology annotation, biological process: phospholipid dephosphorylation; signal transduction; phospholipid metabolic process. Gene Ontology annotation, molecular function: phosphatidate phosphatase activity. Lineage: Eukaryota; Metazoa; Chordata; Actinopteri; Synbranchiformes; Synbranchidae.
GCUAAAUCCGGAUUACUUACAGAUAAUGAGAUCAGGUGUACUAACAGUCAUUUGUUUCCUCUUUUAUUUUUAUGCCUCAGGGAUACUUUUGAGCCGACAGCGCAUUGCUGCUCCCAGGAACCUCAUCAUGGUCUGAUCUUUACAGUUUGUGAGUCCUCUUUAUACAAAAGACAUAGAAAGUUAAUCGAGGAGAGGUCUGCUCUCUUGCACUUUGUACGCCUCUUUGCACGCCUGUGCGUAAAAAGCCCUCGAGCCUGGCGAUCAGAUAGCCAUAGAGGAGCCAGACGAGGAAGUUGGGAGGAGGAACCGGCGUGGUGUGUGCGGAGAGGAGAGGUUUUGCUGAUUUUACAGGACGCCCCAAGCGCUGUAAGUUCGGAGGAUCUGUUCAGUUUGUACCCGAAACCAGCGAUGCGCACACAGGGACGCGCUACUCCACUGUCGACGCGUAUCUGGUCAGAAACUGGUUUUUAACACGCUGUCCUUUUAAGAAGGCCACACACACCUAUGUUGUCAAUGUUAACACGGGCAGUGAAGAGGAUCCCGGAAGAGCUCGUGGCGCAGGUCACCAGGUGGUUUGCAUAACCUGUAGGUUUAUUCCGAAGCCAGCGAGCACCGAUGGACUUUUUCACCUUUUUCAAAAAGUAGUUGUUUAAUUUGAAAUGCCCGGGAAGAAAAUGGACGAGCGGAACAAGAAGAAGCUAUAUGUGGUGAUGGACGUGCUGUGUGUUUUAGUUGCGGCACUGCCCUUCAUCAUUUUGAACAUCCUGUACAAGCCAUAUCAAAGGGGGGUUUACUGUGAUGAUGAGAGCAUCAUGUACCCGAUAAAACCAGACACCAUCACCCAUAGCAUGAUGGCAGCUGUCACCAUCACCUGCACUGUUGUCAUUAUCUCCUCCGGAGAGGCUUAUCUGGUCUACAGCAAGAGAAUUUACUCUAAUUCAGACUUCAACCAGUAUGUAGCUGCGCUCUAUAAAGUAGUGGGUACCUUCUUGUUUGGAGCAUUUGUCAGCCAGUCACUGACCGACCUUGCCAAGUUCACCAUCGGCCGCCCAAGACCCAACUUCAUGGCCGUAUGUCUUCCUGAGUUCUGCAAGGGAUACAUGCAGAAGAUCAACUGCACUGGCAAUCCUCAGGACGUCACUGAGUCAAGGUUGUCCUUCUAUUCUGGUCACUCCUCUUUUGGAAUGUACUGCAUGCUCUUCCUAGCACUUUAUGUUCAGGCAAGAUUGGCGGCUAAGUGGGCCAGACUUUUGCGACCCACUAUCCAGUUCUUCCUGGUGGCCUUCGCGGUGUAUGUGGGUUACACCCGAGUCUCCGAUUACAAGCACCACUGGAGCGACGUGCUGGCGGGGCUGCUGCAGGGAGCACUUGUUGCUAUAGUCACUGUACGCUAUGUGUCAGACUUCUUUAAGAAGCGACCUCCACGUUGCACAAGACCAGACGCAGCUGAUGGCGAAGAGCCAGAGAGGAAACCCAGCCUGCAGAUUGCAGACUCUGAGCACGGCAACCAUUACAACUAUCACCAUAGACCAAGCCCUGUGUGAUAGGGGCUGACACUGGGGAACAGAGGCUGCAGCACACAUACCCCAAACCUGUGUGAUGGGGUUUAACCCAAGGGCUUCAACUUUGAUUGUGCAGCCGACCAUGUUUAGAUUAGGGAAUAAUUGAGUCAACUGCAGUCCUAACUCUGUAGGUUGCCUGCUGCAGGCUCCUGAUGUUACGUGAGUAGUUCUGUAAGUAUGAAAUGUUCAGUUUUUGGAGUGUCAGUAUAAGUUCUGGCGUGCUACCAGCCCUUCGUAUUCUUGUUUGAAAGGAGGAAACCUCCAGAUCUGGUCUGUAGCUUGUUGCCUCCCCAGCUCCCUCUUUGUCAACUACUCACCCCCCCACCCCUAUCCCAUUCCCCAACCACUGGACUGACUGAAGGGGCUGCAUCCCAUCACCAGGUGCCUGAGCCCUGUCUCAAAGAGGAUGUGAUGACCUGCUUUUCUCCUGUAAGAGACAGAGGAGCAUAUUGCUUUUAAGACAUCAUGAUGUCAGUGUAUUUGCUUAAAGCUGCAUUAAGCAAAAAACCAAACAAACAACAACAAAAAAAACACUACAAACCCAGCACAUCAAAGCUACCAAAUACUGGUGCUUUACUAGGUGCUUGCUAGCAAGCAAAUAACACAACAGAAACACAGGCUAGUUAAGUCUUUUUUUUUUUUUUCUGGCCACCUGAUGUAUGUCCUUAUGAUAUUCACUUAUACCUGUAUUAGCCCACUAACUGACUCUUUUUGGAUUGAUAGAAGUUUGUUACUUUACCAGCCACGUUUUAAAUGAAGCUCUGCGGCUGCAGGUAACAGAUGUCCACAGUUUUAUAUAAUGCAUCAGUGAGAGUCUGCAAAAUGUAGUGAUCUGGCACAGGAAGCUCUUGCUAAUGACUUUCAGUGUGCUUGGCAGGACUAGCACCUUUUUUUAUGUUGAUAUCCAAAAAAUUUCUUAAUGGAGCUUUAGCAUGUUUUUAUAUGUUUUAAAGUUUUGUAUGAAGAGAACUGAAGCAGUACUGGCAGUAAUGAAAGAAUUUAAAGGAGGGGAAGAAAGAUAAUGUUUAUAAAUGCUGAAUAUCGCAUAGUUUGUCUGCUAGUUCAUUUUAGUGCACCUUAAGCUGGCUACACACUAAAAGGUUGUUGCAAAUCACAACUGAGUUUUUAAAUGGAAACCAAGCCACAGAAGAUUAGUUGAUUUUAUUUUAUUUUUUUGUCUGUGCAUCAUGUCCAGUUAGUAGAAAAGCUCACUAACUGAAAAUGUCAGCUGCAGGCCACCCCGAAGCUGCUUGACAAACAUGCUAAAUUGGAA